AAAGAAAUGUUGGUUAAGAUCUCUGCAUUCAUUCAUUCAUUCAUUCAUUCAACAAACGUUCAACAAACCACUACUGUACAUCAAGACCUGUGCUAUGCGCUAAGAAUACAGACAUGAAUGGACUCCAAUCCGAAAGCAAUGCGAUUGGAGCUGUCAAAACUUUGUCUAGAAGGUGCUGUUGGUUUCCGGAAGGGUCUUACCAUUCAUUGGAUCUCUAGAAGAUUCUCUGGCCGCGUGGUCUGGGCACACCGGUCUUCUUCUCAGGAAUCUCAUCAGCGCAUUGUUACGAGAUUAGGAAGUGGCUGCCUGUAGUAUUUUCCAAAGGAUAAACAUUCAAAGCAUUGGAUACUGCACACAGCUCACCAAGAAGAUUCUAUUGAUUUGGGGGAACACAGCUUCCAACUUCCAGCAGCCACAAGGGAUGCUGCCCCUCAGGUGCCAUCUGAAACGAGCUCCUCCUCAGAAGAUUUUGUGUAGGUUCUGCGCCAUGAUGGGGAAACUGCAAAGCAAACUCAAACACAGCACUUAUAAAUACAGCAGGCCCGAUGCAAUUAUAGAAGAGAGAAUUCAAGCUACAGGUUUUCAGGAGUAUAGCCCAGCUCACUCGGACACCGUCUCUGUUGUUGCUGCUCUGAACUCAGACCUCUGUGUCUCCGGAGGAAAAGACAAGACAGUUGUGGCCUAUAACUGGAAAACCGGAAAUGUGGUGAAAAGGUUCCGAGGACAUGAACAUGACAUCACCAAGAUAGCCUGUCUUCACAAAUCAAACCAGUUCUUCAGCGCCUCUCGGGACAGGAUGGUCAUGAUGUGGGACUUGCACGGCUCCUCGCAACCCAGGCAGCAGUUCUCGGGCCACGCCAUGGUGGUCACUGGGUUAGCUGUGAGUCCUGACUCAUCACAGCUGUGCUCUGGCUCUCGGGACAACUCCCUACUCCUGUGGGACGUGGGGACUGGACAGUGUGUGGAGAGAGCUUCGGUCUCCAGGAACCUGGUCACUCACCUGUGUUGGGUCCCCAGAGAACCAUAUGUUCUGCAGACUUCUGAAGAUAAAACCAUCAGAUUAUGGGACAGUCGGGGGCUCCAGGUGGCUCAUAUAUUUCCUGCAAAGCAACACAUUCAGACCUACUGCGAGGUCAGUGAGGAUGGACACAGGUGUCUCUCCUGCAGCAAUGGCUUUGGAGGAGAAGGCUGUGAAGCCACGUUGUGGGACCUAAGACAGACGCGGAACAGAAUAUGUGAAUAUAAGGGGCAUUUCCAGACUGUGGCAUCUUGUGUGUUUCUACCAAGAGCAUUGGCCUUGAAGCCUAUAAUCGCUACCUCAUCACAUGACUGCAAGGUGAAGAUUUGGGACCAAGAUACUGGAGCCUGCCUGCUCACCUUGUCUCUGGAUGGAUCAGGACCUUUGACUUCCCUGGCCAUUGGUGACACCAUCUCCUUGCUAUGUGCAAGUUUCCACAGAGGAAUUCACUUGCUCCGAGUGGACCACAGCCCAAGGCUGGAACUUCGGGAAGUGGCAGUAUUCUGAGGCCGAGAGAAGUUUGCUGGACCAAAUCAAAGCAUGGCCUCUCCUUUCUCAGUGUGGCUUUGUUUUUCCAUGUUAUCUUCAGGGAGGGCAGAGUGGGGUUGGUGUUCUUUGUUUAGUUCACUUAGAAGGUAUGUCAGUGUUAGAAGUCAUUUUGAAGCCAGUGGUUCAGAAUCAGGUACAGAGUUUAGAGACAUGGAUUAAACAUAAGGUUCUCAAUCUGUGUUAAAUCCAAAUGCAAGUUUUAGCGAGCUCUUGGGACUGCUCUUCAGAAAAAAUAUUUAUGGCUCAAAUGGUGACCUGUUAGGUCUCUGUCAUAGGCCUCUGUGAGAUUCAAGAUACAGUCUGUUGAACUGACCUGUUCCAUGUCUCCACAAAAGGAAGAAAAGCAAGGGGGAGAAACACUCUGCUUUGCUUGCCUCAAAAUUAUCCACACGGGAAAGGACAGUGUGGCUCCAGAGAGGAAAUACAUUGCAGACAUGAGACUCAGCUCCAGUCACUGCUCCUCAGCAAGAGAGCAAAAACCUUGGCUUCUACUAAAACUAGCAGAUCCCUGCUAGACCAGUGCAAGGUUGCAUGAAAAUCAGACCUGAGAUGGCUUGAAGAGGCCGACAAUCCCAAGAACCUUGUCAGAAUUAUAGUAGUUACCAAGCUGGGUCUGUGGAUAAGAAAAUGGAGAGGUUGCGAGAUUAACGCUAAAACAUUUUUAUUUGUACAUU
This is a messenger RNA of Pipistrellus kuhlii (Kuhl's pipistrelle), 2241 nucleotides long. It is a transcript of the gene WDR31, whose product is annotated as WD repeat domain 31. Lineage: Eukaryota; Metazoa; Chordata; Mammalia; Chiroptera; Vespertilionidae. The transcript has 12 exons. The record is from RefSeq and is a predicted model, not a curated record. Gene Ontology annotation, molecular function: protein binding. Bases 422 to 1525 code for a protein of 367 amino acids.